Oryzias melastigma (Indian medaka) is the source of this 882-nucleotide messenger RNA. RefSeq names its product H-2 class II histocompatibility antigen, E-S beta chain. Gene Ontology annotation, molecular function: MHC class II protein complex binding. The record is from RefSeq and is a predicted model, not a curated record. Gene Ontology annotation, biological process: positive regulation of T cell activation; immune response; peptide antigen assembly with MHC class II protein complex. Gene Ontology annotation, cellular component: membrane; MHC class II protein complex. NCBI's taxonomy places the organism in Eukaryota, Metazoa, Chordata, Actinopteri, Beloniformes, Adrianichthyidae.
CUCGUUGUGUGUUUAACUCCUCUGAGCUGAACGACAUCGAGUUAAUUUACUCCAAGUAUCACAAGAAAAAGGAGUACGCCAGGUUCAGCAGCAGUGUGGGUCACUAUGUUGGAUACACGGAGUACGGAGUGAAGAAUGCAGAACGCUGGAACAAUGAUCCUUCAGUACUGAGCAGCAUGAGAGCUCAGAAGGAGACCUACUGCAAACCCAACAUUGAUAAUGAUUACAGUAACUUUCUGUCUAAAUCUGUCCAACCCAGAGUCAGAGUUCAGUCUCUGGCGACCUCUGGUGGUCAUCACCCCUCCAUGCUGGUCUGCAGCGUCUAUGACUUCUACCCAAAGACCAUCAAGGUGAGCUGGCUCAGAGACCAGAAGGAGGUCUCCUCUGACGUCACCUCCACCGCCGAGAUGGAGGACGGGGAUUGGUACUACCAGAUCCACUCCCACCUGGAGUACACGCCCAGGUCUGGAGAGAAGAUCUCCUGUAAGGUGGAACACGCCAGCCUGAAGGAACCUCUCAUUACGGACUGGGACCCGUCCAUGCCAGAGUCAGAGAAGAACAAAAUCGCCAUCGGAGCUUCAGGUCUGAGUCUGGGUCUGGUUCUGUCUCUGGCUGGAUUCAUCUACUACAAGAGGAAGGCCCGAGGUCGUAUUCUGGUUCCCAGCAGCUGAGGUUCCAGUUCUGUUCCUGAUCUGAACCAGAUCCUGAAGUGGACCCUGCAGAACCUGAUCCAGAACCUCUCAGUUCCUCCUGAGGUUCUGUGAGGUUUGUGGUUCUGGUUCUGGUCUGAUCUUCAGUUCUUUAAUCACAUGAUAUCCAUGAUUCUCUGCUGUUCUUCAUAUGUAAUCUGGAACAUUCAAAUAAACUUUAUUGACACUCAAA